Molecule: messenger RNA, 7341 nt
Organism: Besnoitia besnoiti
Lineage: Eukaryota; Apicomplexa; Conoidasida; Eucoccidiorida; Sarcocystidae
Product: surface antigen repeat-containing protein
Exons: 12
Coding region: 1-7341 (2446 amino acids)
Biological process (GO): Golgi organization; autophagy; COPII vesicle coat assembly
Cellular component (GO): endoplasmic reticulum exit site; ER to Golgi transport vesicle membrane
Source: RefSeq, a predicted model, not a curated record
AUGUCUACAGGUAUCUGGAAGAUCUUCAAGAGGAAGGGCAAGGAUGGCGACGAGGAGGAAACCAAGGCCACCAAGGCCCAUAUGGGUGAGGAGAACAAGAUGUAUUACAACGAGAAACUCAAGCGCUGGGUUGUGAAGGGCGAGGAGCAUCUCGUGGAGCAGGAGCAACUCCCUCCGCCGCCUCCCAAGGCCGCUCCGCAGGCCCCCGAGGGCGCCGCGGGGGGCCCUCUGCCGUCGGCCGCGGGCCCCCGCGGGUUUGCGAGAGGGCGCGGCGCGAGGAGUCUAUACACCGCCACUCCAGGCUUGAACGUGAAACCCUCGGCGGCGCCUUCGGCGGCUGUGCUGCCUAAACCUGGCUUUGUGCUUCCACCGUUCGCCGCGGCUAAGCCGCCCCUCGCUGCACCGCCGCUUCCUUCCGUUAGCGCCGGCGACCACACGCCCUCGUCGUCCUCCGCUCUGCCUCCGCCUCCCCCGGGCCCCACUCAGGAGAGCAGCGAGCCUCAGCCUGCUGCCGCAGCCGGCGCUUUCCUUGCCGAGGAGACAGCCCUCACCUCCGCACAGAGCGCGGAACCGUUCACGGGGCUGCAGGCGAGCGCAGGCGGCGAAACAGACACCGCCUCUCCAACAAAGAGCGCGGGAGGUCUCAACGCCGGCCUCUCCGAAGCGCCUGCGGCGCCUCCGUCGCUCCCCCUGUUUUCUUCGUUCCCCGUGGCCUGCACCGCCUCGCAUGCGCCCACGAGAUUCGUGGAGGGGCAGAGAGACAGUCUCGUUGCCGCAGGCGGCGUCGUUGACGCCGCAGGAGCCCCUGGAGGCGCAGCAUCGCCGGUCUUUGGCGGCGAUUUGUCGCGCCGCAGCUCGCCGGCCACUCACUCUGAGGGCCGGUUGGCCUCAGGGGGAGGCGCGUCGCUUUCAGGUCAAGUGGAGGAGCGUCUGGGCGGGGCCCAUGCCGGUUAUGUCUGCUCGCCAGAGAGUCGCAGAGUGUCAGGUGCUUCUUCGGUGCACAAGCGAGCGUCGUGGGAGGCGCUGCCGGCAGAAGAAGGGGAAAAGCCAACCGCCUUCUCCCCGCCGUUUGCGUCUUCAGCGUCGCGGCUCUCGUCGGCGGCGUGCCGUUCGUCUUCUGGCUCGGUUGGCGCUGCGUUGCCUCCUCAUCUGCCGGUUGCUCAUUCUCCGCCGAUGGAGGUAUCUGCGGAGUCUCCGUCUCGCGCAGACGGACUUUCUGUUCCUUCUUCGUUUCCGCCGUGCGGACAGCCUCCAGCCGGGGCGGACGCGGGUCUGGGCGGUGGCCAAGGAGAGGCGAGCGCGCCUGUCGCUGGCGGGUUUGCCCGGGGAGCGCUCUCUGUUACCCUCGAGAGCAGCAGCAGCGAGGACGAUACCGACACGGCGAGCCCGACACUCAGGGAUGGCUCCAGCGAUGACGGGGUGAGCUGGCGAGAAGGCUGGCACACGGCCGACGGCGCUCAAAAAAACCUCGGCGGCGGUGCGGAGCGCGGGGAAGGGGAGAGACCUUAUGGAAGUGGAAGGCCGUCGGCCUCCGGCGAUGGGCAAGCGCUGCUUCGAGGCAGGCAGCAGAGAAACAGGCGAAGAGGAAACGAAGCCGACGAAAGACAUGCCUGGCGCGACGCAUGCGAGGCCGACCGAGGGCUCGCAGGCGGAUCCACAUGCCUGGCGGGGUACGCUGCCGCCUUGAGAGAGUGGAGGGACGGGCAGUUCGCCGCAGAGACUGUCUCCGGUGGCGCUGCAGGAGUCCGCGAAGACGCCAAAGAGGACCAAGAGCAGACUGCAUGGAACGACGGGGACAGGGAGGAAGAGGGAAGGCAAUAUGAAAACACUUGCGUCAAGGAAAGCGAGGUGCGUCUGCACAAGGAGGAAAUACGUGUCGACCAGAAUAGAGUGUACGUACAGCAGAACGAGGUGUACGUCCACCACACGGGGAAAGUCCACUUUCAGCCGAGUUUGCCGGCUGCAGGGCCAGGAGAGGAACAACCCAGCCUGGUCUCUGGGGCGGCGGAUCUCUCCGCCGUCCGUCCCCCUCAAAUCGCUGCUGCGGGGCAAGAACGCGGGGAAGACUUCGAGUUGGAUGAUCCAUGGAGUUCGGAUCGUCGGUCUUCUUGUGAGGGCGCGGUGACAACGCUGCAGCAGGUAGGGGCGCCGAACGCGUCUGCCGGUGGCGUUCCUCCCGUCUCAGGGCCUCCUCAAGUGGCCCAGCCUCCAGCUGCGGCUUCUUCGCCCUCUCCCGCCGCCGCCUCCCAUCUUGCGACAGGCUCCACGAGCGGACAGCCUCAGGCAGCGCCGCCGAGAGAGCCCGUCACUGUGGAAGAAGAGGGCGCCGCUUCUGCGGAUGCGUGGGCGGAGGACGGCGACUUUGGCCUCGAUGAGUACGUGCGGUCGGUGGACUUGGUGACGUCGCCCGUCUCUCCUCGCCCGUCGCCUGUUCCACUUCAAGCCUCAUGUGACGAAUUCGCGGGGACCGGAGACCCCGAGAGACCGGCGCGGAGUGUGGAGGACACGCGCCGCACGCAAGUCUUCGAUCUUGCCGAGACAGACGAUGCCGAGGCUGCCGGCCUCCCAGGUGUGCUGCUGAGAGACAUUUCAGCGGAGCUUUAUCCUUCGCUGGCGUCUCGUGAAGCCGCCGGAGGCGCGCAGACGGAGGGGGGCGUGGAGCGGAGUGCCGGCGCGCGUGCUUCCUCUGGCGCCGUCGAGCGGCCGCCGACGGAGUCCAAGCGCGACGCGGAAGGAGACUGGUGGCGUGCGGACGCGCCGGGAGCAGAGGGAGAAGAGCUCGAUGCAGUUGAUCUCUUCUACCGAAGCGACGAAGACGGCGGCCGGCAGCUGCAGGCGCAAGCAGCCGCGCUGGCAGGACGAGGCGCCGCGGGGCUGUCCGCCGCAAGGCGCGAGUCUGCGGAGUAUGCGCAGGACGCUGCGUCCGGUGCGUUCGCGACAUGCUCUCUGGCUGAGGAGACGCACGCGGUGGCUGGGCCGUACAGAGGCAGCGUGUUGAAGCCCUUCUCGGCGUCGGUGGAAGACAUGGAGCGAACAAGCGGCGCGGCGCUGGAGCAGCUGCAGGAGCAGCGGCGCGUGCGGCUCGAGCUGGAGGGCCAGAACGCGCUUCUUCAGCGCCAGCUGCACGCGGUGUUAGUUCUUCUCUCGCGCUUCUCGCUUUCGCGCGAAGACAAGCGCCGUCUCAACCGCCUCCUGCGCCCUGCGGCCUCGUCGCCCAAGAGUGGCCUGUUGAGGAGCUCCGCGAUGCAGCCGCGCGAGGGUGCGAUCGACGUCGACGGCGCGGCUGCAGAUGCCCAGCACGCUCCGAGGGGAGAGGGAGCGCCACCCCAGGAGGAACGGCAUGCGGCGGAGGGCGAAGCGUUUGAAAAGCACGUCAACGAGAAACCGAACGAGGCGGCUGCGCCCUGGCCAACUGCCGACGGAGACGCGGAGAGUUGGGAGGGAAUGAACAACGAGCUGCUGGACGAUGAUGUGCACGCCACCGGAGCGGAGCGAUUUCUCGCUCUCCACGCCCUGAGUGACGCCGAGCCGGGCCGCUUCUUCGCGGACGAGGAAGACGCAGAUUUCGACGCGGACGUCGUCGAGGCUGACGAAGUGCGCGAGGCGUUCAACACGCUGACGCAGUUGCUCGCGGAGCAGCUGGAGAGGCAGAGUUCGAGUCGCGCGGAGUUGGAGGUGUGCCAGGCGGAGGCCGAAGGUUAUUUGCUUCUUGUAGAACAGCAGCAGAAGCACGUCAUCGAGCCCCUCUGUCGGCACGUGGAGACGCUGCAGAGGGAGCAGGAAGAAGAGCAGAGAGAAGUCUGCCGCCUGCAGCUGCUGCAGGCGGAGCUGCAGCGGCUGUACGAGGGGGUCUCGGCGAUUGCCGAGGACCUGCGUAUGCAGUUGCAGCAGACACGCGAGCGGGAGGCGGCCCAGGCGCGUCUGGCCGCGGAGCUGCAAGCGCAGCUGCAAGCUGAGAACGAGAAGAAGGCCAACAUGCAGGCGGCGCUUCAUAUGCGCGAGCGCGAGUUGCAAGAGGCUCGCCUCAGCUGCGACAGCUUCCGAACGCAGCUGGAAGAUGCGCGCGAGAAGCUGCAGAGGGCGCAAGGCGACUUCGAGCGACGGGAGAGAGAGCUGGGUGACACGCAGGCCGAGGAGCGAACGAUUCUUCUGCGAGAAAAGGAGGAGGCUUUGCGCGCCGGCGCUGAACAGGUCGUGCUCCUGCAAGAGUCGCUGAGGACGAAGCAACGCGAGGCUAGCCAGAGUGAAGCGGAAGUGGUCAGUCUGCGUGAGCAGCUGCGCGCGCUCCAGGCGAAUCUCGACAGAGCGCAGGGCGAGUUGGCGAGCACGCAGGAAAGCUUGAGGAAACUCGGGGAAAAGCUGAGGGAGAAAGACGCAGACUGUGCGCGUUGGCAAGAGGUGGAGAGGCACAGACAGCAGGGCGAAGCGGAGCUUGCGAGGCUGCGCGAAGACCUCGCGCGGGCGCAGACCGACGCGGAAGCGACGCGGGCGGCGCAUGCAGCGGAAAAGGCGAAACUCGUCGAGGAUCAACGGCACCACGCCGAACUCGCCCUCGCCGCCGCUCGGGAAGAGGCUGCGAAGCGGACAGAAGAAACAAACCGGGAGAUCAACGCACUGAGAGAUCAGCUCGCUGACGCCGUCGCCAGUGAACAACGCACCCACGAAGAGAAGGAACGGGCGCUGGGGUUGCAGCUCGCUGAGGCGCGGGAGGAGGCGGAGAGACUGCGGCGAGAGACACACGAGCUGAGAGGCGCAGGCGACGCGCUCCGCAUGCAAUUGGAGGCGGCCCAGGCCGAGCAUCGCCAGGCGGCAGCUGGGUUUGAGGAGAGACUCCGAGAUGCUGUGAAGAGCAAGCAAGAAGCGUCUGGCGUCGAGCGGCAGCGCGCGGAGGAGGCGCAUGCGGUCGCGCUGGAGAGUCUCCGCGCCUCGCUGACCCGCGAGUUGGAGGCGCAGGCGGAGACAGCAGGAACGCAGGUGGCUGCGCUGGAGACGCGCGUCCGCCAAGCGGAGGCCGAGUUGGAGCGCGAGCGCCAGGCGCAUGCAGAGGCCCUGCGCCUCCAUGAGGCGAUGCUCGCCAGCGAAGCCCAGACGCGCGAGGAGAUCGAGGAGGAGAUGAAGAACAAGGACGCGGAGAUUGAGGUACUGAACGCGAUGCAGGACGAGCUGCAGCAACAGAUGGCAGGGCUUCGGGAGGCGUGUGCGCGUCUGGAGAGGGAGAAGGGCGACGGAGAGGAAGCAAGACAGCGGCGAGCCGAAGAGGAGGAGACCAGGCGGCGCGACGAAGCCGAGCGGGCCGCCCAGGCUCUGGAGGCCGUGAAGCAGCAGCUCGCGCAAGAGAAGGAAGAAGAAAAAGCCAAGUUGCGUGCAGAACUCGAGGCGCGUCAGCACGUGCUCGAGCACCAGACUGAGGAGAGCAAGAGACUGGCGGAGGAGCGAGCUGCGGCGCUCGCGGGGCGUGAGAGAGAAGCCGCGGAGAUGCAGCUGCGCCUCGACACUCUCUUUCAGCAGGUGGAAGUCGAGCGCCAAGAGAAGGCGCGCUACGAAAGAAUGCUUGGAGAGCGCGAGGGCGAGUGGAGGCGGCAGGCCGACCUCCGCGCAGCUGAAGACGCGCAGCGCGCUGAUGAAACUCGCCUUCGUCUGGAGUCCGUCGAGGCCCGCCUGGCGGAGACGGAAGCGGCGCAGGCUGCGCUGCAGCUCGAGCGCGACACCCUCGAAGCGGCGCUGCGAGAGAAAGACUCUCAACUCCUCGCGCUUCCGAGGCAAGAGGACCUGGAGGCAGCAAACGCGCAGCUCGCCGUCCAGGAGCAGGAACUCGCGCGUCUUCGCCAGGAGCUGGAUGCGAAGGCUCAGCAGUCCGCCGCGACGGAGGCAGCGUGGCAGGAGGCGCUGCGGGAAGAAGAGUGCAAGCGAGUCGCGUCAGAGGAGCGACUCAGGGAGGAGCUGAGGCAGGAAACCGCGCGCCUGCAGGCCGUCAUCGAGGCAGAGAAGAAAAAAGCUGCGAGCGAAGAAGCAGAGAGACUAAGGCAAACUUACGAGAAACUGUGGGAUGAAGAAAGCCAGAAAAUGCUCAAGGCUUACGAGGGCGUCGCGACUCGCCUGCAGCAGGCUCAGCUCGCCAUGCAGGCGCGGGAGCAAGAAUUGGAGACACUCAAAAAGACAGAAGCAGAGAUGAAGGAAGCCUUGGAGCGAGCAGACCGAGCCCAGGAAGCGGCCAAGCAGCUCCAGCAGACACUCAACGAACGAGACGCGGAGGUGGCUCAGCUGCGCACGACCUGCGAAGAGCAGAGCGCGAGUCUGGCGCGUCUGGCGGCAGAGCAGAAGAAGGCAGCGGAAGCGGCUGACAAAGAGCAGCAGGCGCUGGAGGAAGAGCUAAUGGAUCUUCGUCUGCAAGUCGCAAACGUCGCUAAAGAAGAGCGCGAACGCAAGCGGGACGCGGAGGAACGCGAGGAGAGUCUGAGGCGCGUGCUGCAGGAGCGGGAAGACGCGCAAAGGGAGAGUGACUUGCGCCUCCAGGUUCUCCAGGAGCAGCUCGAGGCCGACAGGGAGAAGCAUGCGACGGCGGAGAGGCGAAGAGCGGAGGAAAUCCAGACGUUGAAGGAGGCUUUGAGUGAACUGAAGGCAGAAAAGGAGGAUGAGAAGACGAAGGCCCAGGAGGAAGCUGCAGAACAUGCAGCGAAGCUGUGCAUGCUCGAAGAGGCCGCGGCUCGUCAACAGAAGCACUGCGAGGAACUCACUGCGGAGCUGGAGGAGGCGCGCCGCGUGCCCCCGACUGUCGAAGGCGUCAAGAAAGAGUCUGUGCUGGUCGCGAAGCAGAAUGAGGAGCUGCGAAUGCGUGCAGCGACUCUAUCCUCUACCAGCGACUUCCUCUCGCGGCGUCUGCAGUUCUUCGAAAACGCGCUGGACAGCCUCGGUCCGUCGGGUCGCGCCAUCAUGUUGGAGGCGGAUCGCUCCGUUCAGCCCCCCGAACCAGUGGAGGCUGACGCCGCGUCGGAGAUUGCGGACGCCGUGUUGUCGAGCUCGCUGACCUCCUCGCUGAACACCAGGAGGGCGAGUCUGUCGCUGGCGUCGCCGUCAUCCGUCCGCUCUUCGCAUUCUCUACUCGGCGCCGCCGGCGCGACUCCCUUCGGUGACUUCGCCGUCGACGGGGGCGUUCCUGGCGACCCAGUACUCGAUCGUUCGGUGUUCCACGCGUCGCGCUUGAACCUCCACGCGGUGCCCCUGGCGGCUGAAGCCGCGACCAAGGGAGCGGCGCCUCUCCCGCCCAGACCCCCGGCUUUCAUGCAGAGUUUCCUCAGGCCCCCCAGCCGCAGAGCGAGCCUCUCGGGUGCAGGCUUGCAGUGA